Molecule: messenger RNA, 1964 nt
Organism: Portunus trituberculatus (swimming crab)
Lineage: Eukaryota; Metazoa; Arthropoda; Malacostraca; Decapoda; Portunidae
Exons: 7
Coding region: 127-1041 (304 amino acids)
Cellular component (GO): extracellular region
Molecular function (GO): chitin binding
Source: RefSeq, a predicted model, not a curated record
ACAACGUUUAGUUUCCCUCUAUUCUAUCAAAGCUUACACUCUACUAUUGCUACUGGUGUUCGUCAGUGCUUUGACUCAAACACGAACACUGUUGCUACUCCUGCCACACUACCACCGCCCAAGAAGAUGUCGUGGCGGUCAGCAGUGGCAGCCGCGUUGGUGUUAGCGGCAGCAGCGGCCAUGGUGACAGCAGCCAAACCAGGACCAAAGAAUCGGCGCUACCCAGAUUACAUUGUGGACCCGAGGGUGAACUGCACGUCUGAGGGUGUCUUCCCCCACCCGAGGAACUGCUCUUGGUAUUACAGGUGUGUAGACUACAUGAACAUGGGAUUUUACCGCACUUACUACUUCGAGUGUGAACCAGGCACGCAGUUUGCCGACGAGCUGGACCAGUGCGUCUUUCCCUCCAAUAACCGUCCGCCCUGCCGUUCUGACAAUGGCCAUGGUACUAGUGUUAUUUAUCUGUCAUGCACCUUCAAGGAAUGUCGGCAAUACAUCCCCUGUGACGGCUCCAGGAGUCUGUGCAAAGGUUGCUACAACGAUAACGUCUUCCCCCCACCCACCUACAACUUUUGCCGCCAUCCUGGACAAGUGUUUGAUAAAAGGAAAGGAUCGUGUGUGCCUCAACCCCCAGAGAACGAGCUCUGCUAUGACCAGAUGCUGCUGCCACUCAUGGAGGAGCAGCCUGCGACAGACGGAUCGGUUUCUGCAUUUCCAUAUCCGAUCUCCUGGCCCUCCACCACUACCGUCCGUCCCUCCAUCGCUAUGAUCGACAUGUCAGUCUUCGGCAUUACCUGCUCGGAGGAGAAGAGGAACCACUUUGAAAAGGAGCUUUUGUGGGAUCAGUGUCGCGCAUAUUGCUUCAGCAUGGGCCACCUUCACGGGCUGGUGGAGCUGUGCCACGCAUACUACCACUGCAAGAGAUCUCCCUUCGGCGGCGGCUGGGAGUUGGAGCUGAAGACUUGCCCAGAGAACACAGUCUUAGUCGAUGAGAAGAAAGGGCUGUGUGGUCCCUUCCCGCCAGGUGUGGAUGUCUGCUAAUGUCAUCUCCACGUCACUUCAGGAGAGUCGACAGGUGAAAGCUACUAUUGUUAUCUUUCCCCCCUUCUCUCUCUCUCUCUCUCUCUCUCUUUCUCUCUCUCCUCAACAUCUGUAUCAUCACAAGCUGCAGUAACACACGAGUGAUGGUCAAGACCCCUCACAUGCACCACUGCUGUCCCCUCUGUAGCGUCUCGAUGGACACACUAACACCUCUCUGUGUGGGGCGUGCACGUAAUGAUGGCGUCUCACAGUUGACUCCUACUGUUACGUGUUGUGUUGAGGAGAAACGCUUGCUUGUUCAAUUCACUCCAUUAUGUUUUGUUUUAUUUAUUUCCAGGUGUUAAGUGUUUCUGUUGUUCUUUUCCUGUUUCCGUGUGUUUAUUUAUGAUUAUUCUUUUUUUUCAAGUUAAUUUAUAUUGUCUUGACUCUAUUGUUGUUCACAGACUUAAUUUAUUCACUUAUUUAUACGUGACGGUGAUUAGAUGUCAUGAUAUUGUUGUUGUUGCUGUUGUUGUUGUUGUUGUUGGUGUUGUUUCAUUGUUGCUUCUUGUUAACGUCUAAUAUAACAUUGUUGUCACUUUGGUCCGGGUUUCGGUCAGUGCUAAUCACACUUCCUGCAACCUGUUAUAUUGUAUUUACAACUGGUUUUAUCUAUACUGUUCUUGUUGUUGAUGUUGUUGUUGAGGUUGCUGCUGCUGCUAUUGCUUAUGUCAUGUUUUUCCUUAUAUUUCACGUGUGUGUGUGUGUGUGUGUGUGUGUGUGUGUGUGUGUGUGUGUGUGUGUGUGUGUGUGUGUGUGUGUGUGUGUGUGUGUGUGUGUGUGUGUGCACAAGCUCUCUCCAAUCAUGGCAGCGUCCUGGGGCUCCUGUGCUGUAGCCAGUUUGAGGAAGUCAAAUAUAAAGCUUAUGAAAUAUUAAUGUUUGC